AUGAUCACGCGAUUCAUAACAGAGGUGAACACAAAGUUCAACCCCUUCUCCGCGGCCUCGCGCGCGACCCGGCUCUUCCUGUCCGCCCUCCCGCCCCAGGCCCGCGCCCAGGGCAUGGUCAUCAACACCACGCUCCUGCCCAGAGGCGCCACUGACCCGGCCUCGCUGAGUGUCAAGUUCAAGGACGGCAAGGAACUCAAGCUCGACAGCGAGAAGCUCGGCAUCAAGGACAUCAUAGAGGAGGUCGAGCGGCAUUCGCGCUCCCUGCAGAAGCAGGCAAGCUUGAACGAAUGA
Microdochium trichocladiopsis is the source of this 294-nucleotide messenger RNA. Its product is annotated as 39S ribosomal protein L53/MRP-L53-domain-containing protein. Gene Ontology annotation, molecular function: structural constituent of ribosome. The record is from RefSeq and is a predicted model, not a curated record. Gene Ontology annotation, cellular component: mitochondrial large ribosomal subunit. Lineage: Eukaryota; Fungi; Ascomycota; Sordariomycetes; Xylariales; Microdochiaceae. The coding region runs from base 1 to 294 and encodes 97 amino acids. The transcript has 2 exons.